ACACACACACACACACACACAGAACAUCCACUUCCCAGUCGAAAUGUACAGGUUGGUCAGACCUGAAUAAACCAGGUCUGCUCGGAUUCAACUGCACGGAGUGGCGGCUCUGGCCCAGGCUGCAGCCAUGCCUCUUCUGGAAGAGACCACUCUGCCACAAGAGCACCCAACCACUGUCCCUGUGGUUAUCAUAGGCAAUGGCCCAUCAGGUAUUUGUCUGUCCUACCUGCUGAGUGGACACAAGCCCUACCUAGAUACAGCAACUGUCCACCCAAACCCGAUACUAUACAGGAAACUGCAGGAGACCAAGCACCUAUCCAUCACUGAACAGGAUCUGGAAUAUUUGAGUGAAGGUCUCGAGGGGAGGUCGAGGAACCCUGUGGCUGUGCUUUUUGAUACACUUUUGCACCCCAAUGCUGAUUUUGGCUACGAGUUCCCCCCUGUCCUUCAGUGGAGGAGGGACAAGCAGCAACACAUCCCACAUCUGGUUCUGGGGAGGUCCACACCUGGAGGUGCUUGGCAUGCAAUGGAAGGUUCAAUGCUGACUAUUAGUCUUGGCAUCUGGAUGGAGCUUCCUGGGGUUAACUACAGGGACUUGACUAACGGGAAACGCAGGGAUGUAACCAGUGACAGAGCCACCCCAGAGGAGAUCUCAUCCUAUUACCGUAACUAUGGGAAGCUAAAGGGCCUCCAAAAUAAUUUUGUCGACAACACCUACGUGACCUCUGUUCAGAAACUCUGCCGGGGGCAAGAGGGGGAAGGUCUGGAAAAUGGGCAAACUGAUCAAGGGGGUGGAGGCGUGGGAGAUGGUGGGAAUGAAGGCUUUGAGGGUAAUGGAGAUAAGUGUAUAAACAAGGGAGGGGGGGGGGCUCUCUGGGAAGUAAGGGGAUACCAGCAGGUGCAGAGCGACACGCAUGUCCCCUUCUCUCUGUUUGCUGAGAAUGUAGUUCUAGCCACCGGUGCGUCCGAUUCACCAGUUCGAUUAGGUGCAGAGGGGGAGGACUUACCGUUUGUAUUCCACAGUAUCUCAGAACUGGGUUUGGCCGUAAGCCGGAGAAAACUGGAUAUGAACUCCGAUCCAGUUUUAAUUGUAGGUGCUGGUUUAAGUGCUGCAGAUGCAGUUCUGUGCGCUUGUAACAGCAACAUCAGAGUACUGCAUGUCUUUCGAAAGAAUGUAGACAACCCAGACCUCAUCUUCAAACAGCUGCCCAAGACCUUGUACCCAGAGUACCACAAAGUCUACAACAUGAUGUGCUCUCAGACCUACACAAACAUAGCUCCCUCCUCUGCUUCAAACAGACCCCAGGCAGUAAGUAUUGCCUCUUCAGUAUGUGCCAAGAUGUGCCCAAAGCCCCAACUUGCCGCAGGUAACAUGGCUGGUACUGCAUGUGUCAGCCUGUUUCCUGACUACACCAGUUUCCCUGAACACUGCGUGGUGUCCUUCCAGUCUGACAUGAAGUGUUUGCUGCAAGGGAACAACUCCCUCAAGGCAUUCAAGAUCUCGAUGGUCCUAGUGCUGAUCGGGACCAACCCAAACUUGUUUUUCUUGAAGGGGCAGGGCCAGUACCUGGGUCAAGAUCCAACAAAACCCAUCUCCUGCACACAGAACCCCAUUGACAUCCACCCCUUCACUUAUGAGUGUAUAAAGGAGCCAGGUCUGUUUGCCAUGGGGCCACUGGUGGGAGACAACUUUGUUCGCUUUUUGAAGGGUGGCGCUUUAGGCAUCGCCUCGUGUCUGCUGAAGAGACUCAAGAAGAAAGGGAAGCUGAUCAGCAAUGGAGGAAAUAACUUCAUUUAGAACACCGUGAAGGGUGCAGUUUUCAAGCGCUUACCAACUGAUGUAAUAGGUGAAGAUGAAAACAAGCAUUUUAAUAUGUUUUAAUCAUUUAGGCAGUUUUCUCAUCAAAUCUAUGGCAUUUUUACAACUUUCUGAGACCAAAAAGACAAUGGAUGUACAUUAAUUAGUUUCUAAUUAAGAAACAAAUGACAGCUUUCAAGAGUCUUGUCUGACUUCAUAAGAAGUCCCCAGAAGUCCAUGCUACCAUGUGCCAAUGUUUCUUAGUCAAUCUGUAACCUCACAACUGAAUGGGACCUUAUUUUCAUCAGGGUUAUUUAUUCGUUCACCAUGUGUCUUUCAAUCCAUUUACUAACAGUUACAUGUCUUCCGUAUCACACUUUAAGUCUCAUUUUAGCUUUUAAUGCUCAAAAGUAACACUGUGCUCAUUCUCCAUGCAAAUUAUAGCUUAUAGUUAUACAACCUGGAGCGGGGAGUGUUUGUAAUAGUGGACGCACACAAGAUUAUCUCAGAACUUGUGACCAAACAAGUUCAUGGCUAAGCAAUCUUAACGUUCCUGAUUAUUCUGAGCCUACUUUCUUUUCUUCUGAAGAUUCUUUGUUUAGGUGCUAUUGAAGUUAGUUGGAGCCAUUUACCUAAACAAAGUUAGAAAAGUCUAAUAAAUCUGAACUGUUGCUUUAGUGCUACUGAAAGGCUUUCUAUGCAAACUAUUUCACUUGCAGAUCUGAAUGUAUUCUUGGGUCAUGACUAGAUUAUAGUGAAAUAUUACAAUUCUUGCCUUCACAAUCCAUUUAUCUAAAAGGCAACAAUUACAAUAAUUUGUGCACAUUUUCUUGAUAUGUUGGCCAGUCAGUGGCAGCUCAUCUGAAUCUAAACCAUUAUAGAUACUCAUCGAGAGAACGGGCUUUUAAAAAGGACAAAACAGAAAAGCACACUUUCAAAAUACCCAUUUUUACAAUCAUACAAGCUCAUUUAUUUAUUUUAAUAUUUUUAGCAAACCAAACCUUAGCAUCCUCUUUGUAUUUUUUAUAAUUAGAUACCAUUUUUUUAGCAUGCAUCUUAGAACUUUUCAAUCUACCUGUGUGCAUGUGGGCAAUAUGUCAAUCACUUAAUGUCUAUCACUGUAGUCUUAUCAUGCUUCUUUAAUAUUGUGAAACGUGCCACACAACUUUGUUUACUUGACACUACAUUGAAAUUGCCACGUCGGACUUCUCCCACAACUAUUUCUGAGCGACACCAACCCAGGUGAAUUCCCAAAUCACAUGAUCGAUAUGAGAAGGAGGACUUGUAGGGCUAAUUUGUUUCUUCCUAUUUUCUACAGUGUGUUAUUUUCAUAUUUCCAAACUCCACAUGUAUGUGUACAAUUAUUCUUCCAUUUUUUAAAACACAGCAAACAGCCACGUGUCAAAUAAGAGUUUAGAAGUUGUGAGCAGAGACUGUAGCAAUCUAUUCUUUAUUUCCACUAUAUUUUCCUUCCUCUGUCAUUGAAAUAAUGUAUGCAAGAGUGUGAUCCGAUAUGCAUAAUAUCUUUUGUGUGCUGCUCAUGCUCAUGGUUUGUUUAUUGUGAUGUGACAUCACUGUGUGGGGAUCUUUUUCUUCUGCCCCCUUCAAUACAAUAUGGUAGUCAGAUUCAGUGUUGGGGGUAAUGCAUUACUAAUAUAAGACGUUACUGUAGUCACAUUACUUUUCCCACUAACAGUUAGUAGUUUAACACUUUACUGUAUAAGUUUUGGUAAUCAUAUAAGAGUUAACUAGUGAAAAUGUUGUUACUUGUGUUAAAUAUUGAAUUUUAGCUGAAUUAUUAUUUGCUUUUUUCACUGACUUCUGAAUAUUGUUUUGAUAUGAAUAUUAAAUAUAUGCAUGCAGGCAUGAACUCUGGCCUAGCAGCUGCUGCUGUGAGCAGAAGACAGAAAAGUGCUAUAAGGACAGACGUGGGAAGAGUACAUUUAAGCAACGCAGAGAAAAGUGGAAAUAACUUUUAUCGUUUUGAAAUAUGAUCGAGGUCGGACACUACUAUCCACCGCUUUCAACUCCAAGAGCAAUAUGCUCGCUUAGUGAAGCACCAACCGGUUUAUUGUGUGUCUAUCCAUAUAUUUAACAUUUUGAUACAGAUUUGUAUGGAUUUUAGAAAGCAACGCGCAAGUACUUAGUAGAACGAUUCUUUAAUCACAAAGUAAUGAGAAAAAUAAUUCCAUAGCAAUUUAGGGAAAAGGACUGUGUAGGCCAGUCCCCUUUUUUAUUGUGGCACUCUGCUGCUUUACUGCAGUAAAGUAGAGUCAACCCUCAACUCAUACGUGGUGGCCCUUGCCUCGAGUAUGAAUAGACAGGUGGGCUUCAACUAUCCACACAGAAAGGCCCAGAAAUGAUUUGGCAUGACGACGACUCAUCUGAACAGUUUUCAAUCUGUAAAAGUGCCUGGAGGCUCAUCGGAGAUCGUUUAAGAAACGGCAACUUGAAUCCCUAAGUUUUUUAGUUCAGCUAAAAACAGGGAACACAUUUGGUCUUAACUUCAAAUCGAAGGAAAGCUGCUUUCAGCAUGUAGAGUUGUAAUGCUCUCUUGUACAAUUGAAGAGUUUUUAAUGUUUUG
Molecule: messenger RNA, 4382 nt
Organism: Cottoperca gobio
Lineage: Eukaryota; Metazoa; Chordata; Actinopteri; Perciformes; Bovichtidae
Gene: osgin2
Product: oxidative stress induced growth inhibitor family member 2
Exons: 6
Coding region: 128-1798 (556 amino acids)
Biological process (GO): negative regulation of cell growth
Molecular function (GO): growth factor activity
Source: RefSeq, a predicted model, not a curated record